Messenger RNA from Trichophyton rubrum CBS 118892, 1365 nucleotides. RefSeq lists its product as uncharacterized. The record is from RefSeq and is a predicted model, not a curated record. Gene Ontology annotation, molecular function: ADP binding. The transcript has a single exon. Lineage: Eukaryota; Fungi; Ascomycota; Eurotiomycetes; Onygenales; Arthrodermataceae. The coding region runs from base 1 to 1365 and encodes 454 amino acids.
AUGGCGAAGGUUGUCUAUAAAGAAUCGGCAGUUCUUAACAUUCCAAGCGAGCGUGCGCUUGGAUUACAUGCUAAUCACCGCGAAAUAUGCCGGUACCAGGGCGCGGAUGAUCCGAUAUUUAGAGAAGUUGCUGCCCGCCUCCAGCAAUUGGUAGAGUUAGGCCCUCUACGUAACGAUGCCCGGGUAUUUCUUCCGUGGGACGUCACGCCACAUUUUACUGGACGACGAGAUUAUAUUAAGAAGAUCCAUGAUGUUUUCUCUGGCUCUAAGGGCCGUCGAAUAGUCGCGAUUCACGGGGAUGGCGGCAUGGGGAAGACGGAAAUAGCUUUAAAAUAUGCACGAGAAAAUGAGCACCGCUAUGACUACGUUCUUUUCGCGAAUUCAACUAACAUCCAGUCUUUGGAAAGUGAUUUCAGUGAUCUUCAUGAAAAACUCGGAUUUCCUCCAAAUAUUACUCGUGCUGUGGAGGAUAUCAAGCAAUUCCUGCGUCUAGAGCGAUGUUGGCUCAUGAUACUCGACAAUGAUAACGACUGGUUGGCCUUUAACCGAUUUGGAUUCCCAGAAACUGGACACGGACAUAUCAUCAUUACAUGUCGAGCUCGGGUGCAUACCAGUGACCCAAGGAUUACUAUGGCACUUCCCAUGAAUCCACUGAAACCUAUGGAGGCCAAGGAUCUGCUAUUCUCGAGAGCUGGCAUCGAUACCAAGGACAGGCUUAGUUGGGAACUUCAAGCAAAAGAUGUUAUCAAACGCAUGGGAUGUCAGCCUCUUGCGGUCGAUUCGGCUGCUGCAUAUAUAUUGUGCAACAAUAUUACCAUUCAUGAGUAUCUCAAUGCCCUCAAAGGAAGGAAGAUUUCGCGGAGGCUGCUUUCCUAUAGGCCCAAAGGAUCGAAGUAUCAGACGUCGGUUGAAACAAUUAUCCAGAUGGCGCUUGACGAGAUCAAAAAGAGCCCUGACGCUUUUCGAUUGCUUAAUAUUCUUGUUUGGCUCGAUCGAACUAAGACCACGAUCAGUUUUCUCAAGCGUGCGGUCUUCCCCCAGCCUCGAUGGGGCCCUGAUGGUCAAGUUGAAAUGAGGGACCCGCAAAGGAGUUAUGUACCUUCGGAUCUUAUUAGUCUUAUAAACGGCCCAAGCUUUCAACUUGCACUCAAAGAAUUACAGUCAUACUCUCUAAUUGCCAGUGACGAAAUAUUUCAAGAUGGAAGAAGCUUACGGAGCAACGAUGCAAUUGUUUUGCAUCCUCUGACAUAUUUUUAUAUUAGAGAAUCUCUCAGCCCUGACAGAAUGUUAGAGAAUGCAAUACAUGCGCUCAGCCUUGUUGUACAUGCGUACCCGAUCAUGCAAGCUGGGUUAGACCAAAGGUAA